AUGGAUGAGAGGCCAAAUAAAGAGGCCGGAAAGCUCCGUUCCAACUUUGCGUGUGGAUACGACAGAGCUGAGGCGCCACCUAAGCUGGAAGAGAUUCUGUCCAGAGUGUCAGUCAGUGACGUCAUCGCCUUUGGAGCCACUUGCAGCACCUACCACCAGCUGAGCCUAAGCUCCUCCCUCUGGAGACGGCUCUGCCAUCGCCAGGCAACGUGGACGCAGCAGCCUUCCGCUGCCCCGCCCAACGACUGGCGAAGGACAGCCAUCUUGAAAUACUCCCAGGGCCUCCAGAUGCAGCGUUUGGGCAGUGGGUGGUCCCGGACUCCCCAGUGGUGCAGGUCCGGGGGUCCCUCUGUGUCCCUGGCUGUUGUUCCUCCCCUGGCACUGGGCUACAGAAGGUCCCUGCCAACCCGCGACCACCUCCUGCUGUUUGACUACCGGGGCACCGUCUUCCUGCUGCGCAACGCCGCCACAUCAUCGCUCCGCGGUCACAUGACUUGGAGGAGGGCCUCACGCCACACUGUGCUGUGUCAGAAUGCCAAAGAUUUUGCCGUGGAUCCCCGUAGCGACAACUCCUUCCGUCAGUACAUAUACGUCCUGGUGAGCCGUGCUAACAGUGGUGCAGAGGCCGUACCCCCCAGCUGGCCAAGCACCCCCGGCUCGGCCCCCCCUCUCACCCCUCCGCGGUGUGACUGUGUGGAAGUGUACCAGCAGGACACCAGCCAGAGGGUGUUCCGGAUGACCUUUCACCCCUCCCUGACCUUCAUACAGCUCCGCCUCACCGGCUCCGAGGUCAACAGGGUCCUGCUGCUGCUCACUGAUUCUGGGAAGGUCUAUUCUCUGUCUGUGAAUGAGACCCUGUUGAACACGCCCCGUUCCUACACCGUGCAGCUGGCUCUGAAGAAGAUCAGCAUCUCUCUGCCUCACCUGGCCAUCGCUCAGGUCCAUUCCAGCUACAGCAGCAUCCUCUACCUCACAGGUGAGGGUUCAGUCUAUUUGGAGGUGCACUCCGUUGGUGUGUAUCGUCAGUUCAUUGGGACCCAGCAGGGUUACGAUCCACAUGACAUCCACACCCCUCUGCCGCUCUCCCUGCCCUACAAGGUGGUGAAGUGCUCUCUGGGACUGAGCCACUUGUGCCUGCUGGACGAUUGUGGCCGAGUCUUCAUGCAGGGCAGCAACCGUUACGGACAGCUUGGCACAGGAGAUAAGAUCGACCGCGGCGAACCCACUGAGGUGGUACUGUCCAUGACUCCAGUGGAGGUGUGGUGUGGACUGAACCACUCGCUCGCCCUGCUGCAAGGGGAGUCUGGAGUGAAGGAAGUACAGGGCUGUGGCUGUGGAGGAGGCCGCCGACUGCCCGGCUGCUCCAAGGGAAGCGCUGUGUUCAUCAAACUGAACAUCAAGCCUCCCGUCCUCCCAGCCUCCUGUCCUCCCGGCCUCCUGUCCUACCAGCCUCCCAGCCUCCCGUCCUCCCAUCCUCCCGUCCUCCCAUCCUCCCAGCCUCCCGUCCUCCCAGCCUCCUGUCCUCCCGUCCUCCCGUCCUCCCAGCCUCCUGUGCCCCGUGCUGCCCGCUCUCUCUGUGCCUCCAAGGACUGCCUCUUCCUGCUCUGUUGCCAUGACAUCGCCGAGCCCCCGCUGUUCCGCUGCCCCCCUCCUGUAAAGGAGGAGGAUGAGGAGGAAAGUGAGGUGGCGAGAGAUGAGAGGGAGAGGCUGAUCUGGCAACUAGCCCAGCUGAGGGAGUGUGAGAGUCUGAGGCGAAAGGUGGACAUCCUCCGCUGGGCUGUGCAGCGACACAUGACCAUUAACCCCGCCCACAGGGAGUUCCUGGUCCAAGCGCUGAUCGCCAUCCGGUCCGUGUCUGACGAGCCCAGCAGCCAGUCGUAA
This is a messenger RNA of Oncorhynchus kisutch (coho salmon), 1881 nucleotides long. RefSeq names its product F-box only protein 24. Gene Ontology annotation, molecular function: protein binding. NCBI's taxonomy places the organism in Eukaryota, Metazoa, Chordata, Actinopteri, Salmoniformes, Salmonidae. The transcript is spliced from 10 exons. The coding region runs from base 1 to 1881 and encodes 626 amino acids. The record is from RefSeq and is a predicted model, not a curated record.